Messenger RNA from Balaenoptera musculus (blue whale), 4098 nucleotides. It is a transcript of the gene ZNF250, whose product is annotated as zinc finger protein 250. The coding region runs from base 1426 to 2982 and encodes 518 amino acids. NCBI's taxonomy places the organism in Eukaryota, Metazoa, Chordata, Mammalia, Artiodactyla, Balaenopteridae. The record is from RefSeq and is a predicted model, not a curated record. Gene Ontology annotation, biological process: regulation of transcription by RNA polymerase II. The transcript is spliced from 5 exons. Gene Ontology annotation, molecular function: DNA-binding transcription factor activity, RNA polymerase II-specific; RNA polymerase II cis-regulatory region sequence-specific DNA binding.
GAGAACAGUCACUGCGUUCCCAUGGGGGGGCAGGACAGGACGGUGCUGCCGCGGGCCCAGGUUCUGGAUCGUAUGCAGCUGCCAGAUCAGCUGGGGCAGAACCGGGUGGAGGGCGGGGUCGGUGUUUGAUGUUAAUUGUCUGAGGUGCUAGAGGACACCCACGUGGAGAUGCCCGGUGGGGGGAAGGAGGUCACCAGUUCAGCACACCAAAGGGAGCCCCUGGGCUCCACUGGACAUUCAGGCCUGUGCAGCGGGAAGCAGCUCAGGUCACAGACACGGGCUCGGGCAGGAGCUGGCCUGGCCCAAGGCCUCGUGGCCAGCCACCAGCACCCACUGGGGAGGCUGUGAAUGGGGCGCCUGUGGGUGCUCAUUAUUGGGUCCUGGCCCAGGUAUGGUCAGCCCGUAGUGCAAAUGACUGUCCACCUCUGCUGGGUUCCCAGAGGACCAGAGCUGUGCCGUUAACAAAGGUCGGUAUCCGUUUUCGGGUGAAUUCUGGGGUACUUUUAUUCACUCCUUGAAUUCUAAUCGAAGACUCCGGUUGGAAUUCUAAUUACAGUCGUGUUGCCUUUACAUGCACAGACACGCGCGCGCGCACACGUUUUGGGGGAAUGGGCCUUUCUGGUGGACGGAGGGGUGGGCAGUGAGGGCCAUCCUCUCUCUCCGCCACGGCUCCUGCUCCCCAGAGGCGGCCGCGGUCACGAGUUCAGUGUGUAUUUUCCUGAAAGUUGUGUGUGUAAACGUACUCAUCCACGGGACGCUUUACCAAGAGCGUGAGGUGGUGGCUCCCUGACUUGCUCCCCCAGAGGCCCACAGCAUGAGGCGAAGCGUCCUGCUUGGUGAGGUGCCUGCCUGAGGGCUUGACCUCAUUAUUGUGUCGCUUUUCCCCGAGCAAUCUGCCUGCUGGGCUUCUGUGUCCCUGUUGCGGACCCGCCUCGGCCUCCAGAUGAUGUCAGCCCCAUCGCCCUGCCAGGAGAGCUCUUGGUCCCCCCUUCUGUCUGGCAGUUGAGGUGUGACAGAUAGCUUACUUGGCCUGGCAUUUCCCCAGAACCUGCCCACCCUCGGGCCUCCCUGUCAGGUGCUCAAACCAAAUCCCUGGGUCACUCUGGACUCCCACCAGAACCCGACCCCCGCUGGAGCCGCCACCAGGGCAGGACCAGGCGCGGCCAGGGCAUUGGUGGGCCCACAGGAGGGCUGUGGUCAAGCCAGGCAUGCAGGGCCUGGCAUGGGGUCCCCACAGGAGUGCGGCCCUGGCAGGACUGUCCACGCCCAGCAUCUCUGGAGGCAGCCAGGCCCGGUGCCUCCCUGGAUGACAGCUUGGCUCCUGUGAGGACACGCUCACCCGGGCCUGUGCACGCACUGCAGGCCGUGCCAGUCCCACAGGCUCCUCCGAUUUCCAUCUUCCUCAGAGACCCCAGGGACCAGGUGAUGGCAGCGGCCAGGCUCCUACCGCCACCGGCGGUGCCCCAGGCCAAGGUGACCUUCGAGGACGUGGCCGUGCUCCUCUCCCAGGAGGAGUGGGACCGCCUGGGCCCUGCUCAGCGGGGCCUCUACCGACAUGUGAUGAUGGAAACCUAUGGGAACGUGGUCUCCGUGGACAACUUCACGUGUGACCACAAGGCAGCUUGUGUGCAGCAAGACAGCACGUCCUGUCCCUGGGGAUGUGAAAACAAGGAGCAGGACCAGAACAGAGACUUGAGUCUGAGACCGCUCACUUCAGAGGAAAUAUCGAUGAUUCUGAGGAAAACACCUGCCGAGUGGAGCGAUCAGGGAAGCUACGAACCCGAGGAGAGCUUCUGUCUGAGUCCCAGCCACGCUGGCCCCCCUGAAGGCCGGGCCUUGAGUCAGGGCAUGCCUGUCGCUCAGCGACCAGCCGUUCCUGGCGGGGAGAGACCCUACCGGUGCAUGGAGUGUGGGAAGUGCUUUGGGCGGAGCUCCCACCUCCUCCAGCACCAGAGGACCCACACUGGGGAGAGGCCCUACGUGUGUGGCGUGUGCGGCAAGGCCUUCAGCCAGAGCUCGGUCCUCAGCAAGCACAGGAGGAUCCACACGGGCGAGAAGCCCUACGCGUGUCACGAAUGUGGAAAGGCCUUUCGAGUGAGCUCAGAUCUUGCUCAGCAUCACAAGAUACACACGGGGGAGAAGCCACACGAGUGUCUCGAGUGUCGCAAGGCCUUCACGCAGCUCUCCCACCUCCUCCAGCACCAGCGCAUCCACACCGGGGAGAGGCCCUACGUGUGCGGCGUGUGCGGGAAGGCCUUCAACCACAGCACUGUGCUGCGCAGCCACCGGCGGGUGCACACCGGGGAGAAGCCGCACGCGUGCGCAGAGUGUGGCCGUGCCUUCAGCGUGAAGAGAACGCUGCUCCAGCACCAGCGGGUGCACACCGGGGAGAAGCCCUACGCCUGUGGUGAGUGUGGCCGCGCCUUCAGCGACCGCUCCGUCCUCAUCCAGCACCACAGCGUGCACACGGGCGAGAAGCCCUAUGAGUGCAGCGAGUGUGGCAAGGCCUUCCGGCACCGCUCCACCCUCCUGAACCACGAACGCAUCCACACCGAGGAGAAGCCCUAUGGCUGCUACGCAUGCGGCAAGGCCUUCGUGCAGCACUCCCACCUGACCCAGCACCAGCGGGUCCACACUGGCGAAAAGCCUUACGUGUGCGGCGAGUGUGGCCACGCCUUCAGUGCCCGCAGGUCCCUGGUCCAGCACCAGCGGGUCCACACGGGCGAGAGGCCAUUCCGCUGUGCACAGUGCGACAAGGCCUUCAGCCUGAAGGCCACGCUGAUCGUGCACCUGAGGACCCACACAGGCGAGAGGCCCUACGAGUGUAGCCGCUGUGGCAAGGCCUUCAGCCAGUACUCGGUGCUCGUGCAGCACCAACGCAUCCACACAGGUGAGAGGCCCUAUGAAUGUGGGGAGUGUGGCCGCGCCUUUAACCAGCACGGCCACCUGAUCCAGCACCAGAAGGUACACAGGAAGCUGUGACCUUGGCCGCACACGAAGCUGCACUCGGGAACUUGGGCACCCAGCCCCAGGAAGCCUCCAGUCCAAGGGAGGUGCCCGUCAGCAUCACCAAGUGUCACUGAGAAACUCAAGGGAAGCACUGACAUGGCUCUGGAAGAACUUCAGAGGAUGCCUCAUUUGUUUCUCUCAACUUCUUGAGGUUACAUUGCAGAGUAAUUACACAAUUGUAGAGAAUUUUGGUGAAGACAGUUACAAUUCAUUAUUUAACAUUAGUUUAUUAGAAGUGAGGAAGUAAAGGAAGUUACAGCAUAAGGAUUACUGUCACAGUAAAACUUCCUCACACUCCAAAUAAAGGUUUUUUUCUUAGAACGUUAUAUGCCUUUCCUAAAUUCAAUGACUGUUCUGAUUAUUGCACUUAAAAUUAGAAUGUUGGACUAUAUUUUCAGUAUUCUGGUAAGCACUACAAUGCUGUGUGGAUAAAAUGAUAUAAAAAAGAUUGUCACCAAGUGUCGUAAUGUAUUAUGGCUGAAAAUCCUGUGUGUGUGGAACCACUUGUUUUGUAUGAAAACCGGGUGGUGGGGCAGGGGUGGGACUCUAAAGAUUAAUUAGUGAGAAAUGAUGUAAUUUAGAAAACCCUUUAUCUAGUCCUUUAACUUUUCAAGAUCAGAAGGGAUGUCCUAACUUACUUAUUAGUGAAGAUUCAACUCAAGAAUGCUUCUUUUCCUCAAAACCUGUGCACGGAAAUCAUGGGAUGUCUUGGGCUUCUGGGCCCAUGUAGGCUUAGGAGGCCUCUUCGCACUCAGAGCCCAGACCUCACAGCUGCUACACCACAUGGGUGCCUCUUUAUACACUAUGGUGUUUCCCAAAAAUAGUGUUACUAAAAAGACAGUUCUUUGGCACAUACUUUUAAAACAAAAUUCUCAAAUAGCUUUUUGUUUACUCUUUCUAAUAUUUCUAUUCCUAUGAGGGUUUUCUUUCAUUUUUUACUCCUCGUUCCAACAGAGUCUAGCAUUCAUUGUCGUGUACUGUGAUUAAUAUCUAGUUUAUUCAUAAUUUGUAAAAGUUUUUUUCUCUCUAUUGAGAACAUACCAGCAUCUCAGGAAAAAUUAAGGACCAGAGUGUUGAUCCUUUUCUUUU